UCCUGUAAUACAAGAGUUUGUGAUCAGCUGUUUUAUUUCAAAUGUUUAGGUAUUGGUUAAUCUUUGUGUUUGAGUUUUCGGUUAACCUAAAAUAUAACCUAUCUUAUUUGUCUUCUUUACUAGUCUAUUACUUUCUUUUGAAUGUUUGACAAAAGAUAAACCUGUUUUUAAAUGCAGCUCAAUAACCAGGCCUUAGCUAUUUGAGGUUAGAGAUCAGUAGUGAUUUCAUGAAAUAACUGGUACAUUAAGUUAAUUGCACAAGUGCUGGUGCAGAAACUCACCUGAAAUGGAACUUCAAGAUAUUUAUUAUAACAAAUCUGAGUAUGUGGAAACUGCAUCUGGAAACAAGGUCAGCAAACAGACAGUGCUGUGCGGUUCCCAAAACAUUGUGCUGAACGGGAAAGUGAUUAUCCAAUCUGAUGCAAUAAUACGAGGUGAUUUGGCAAAUGUUCGGAUAGGUCGGUACUGUAUCAUCAGUAAAAAUGCUGUCAUCAGGCCACCAUUCAAGAAGUUCAGUAAAGGUGUGGCGUUCUUCCCUCUUCACAUGGGUGAUUAUGUUUACGUGGGAGAGAAUUCUGUUGUGAGUGCAGCUGUCAUAGGAUCUUACGUUCACAUCGGAAAGAAUGUCGUCAUCGGUAGACGCUGUGUCCUGAAAGAUUGCUGUAUGAUUGAAGAUAACACAAUCCUGGGUCCUGAGACUGUAGUGCCUCCAUUCACUCGCUACGGAGGCUCGCCAGGCCUCGCGAUCGGAGAUCUACCUGAAUGCACCCAGGAUCUCAUGGUUGACUUUACUCGCAGCUACUAUGAACAUUUUGUCCCAAGGAAAGUUGCGUGAAAAAAUGCAUCUUGAAAACUCUUGAACUAUUUAUUUAAGCUUGCACUAUGUUUUUUGUUAAUCUUUAUACAUUUAAUUUAUAAAUAUUAUGAUUGUUGUAUGAUAGUUUUGUACUCACAUUUAUUAAUGUUAAUAUACCUGUAUAUUUAUUCAUUGUGUA
Molecule: messenger RNA, 995 nt
Organism: Homalodisca vitripennis (glassy-winged sharpshooter)
Lineage: Eukaryota; Metazoa; Arthropoda; Insecta; Hemiptera; Cicadellidae
Gene: DCTN5-p25
Product: dynactin subunit 5
Exons: 4
Coding region: 287-835 (182 amino acids)
Source: RefSeq, a predicted model, not a curated record